Molecule: messenger RNA, 2235 nt
Organism: Heterobasidion irregulare TC 32-1
Lineage: Eukaryota; Fungi; Basidiomycota; Agaricomycetes; Russulales; Bondarzewiaceae
Exons: 4
Coding region: 1-2235 (744 amino acids)
Source: RefSeq, a predicted model, not a curated record
AUGGAACGGGGCAAGCCGGCGGCACGCGUGAGCCGGACGGGAAUGCGGGAUCGGAUGGCGAGGGGAGAAGUGAGGAGGGGAUGUGGGUGGUGGGGGCAGGAUGUACGCGUUGGCCUCGGGCAGGAAGGGGGAGAGAGAGAGGAGAGAGCCGUGGGAGAGCCGGGUGGGUGCGAUAAGUGGCCAGCCCUAAAGCGGAGACCCAGGCGGACCCGAGUGCCAAACGACCAGUUCUCUCGAGCACAACACGCCCACACUCUAUCCCCACCUUCCUCUCUUCACACCAUGGCUCAGACCGCCGUCAUGGGUCCCCCCCUCUCUCCCAGAGAAACACGACGCUCUGGACGCCGUACAGCCCCCUCUCUCUCAGCAAGCACCUCAAAUUCCCCGGACUCCCCUGCCUCAGAGGCCCUCCCGACCCGCCCCCCACAACCCACCCAUAGACCCUCACUCACCUCCUCCAACAGUGGCUCUCGGAGCAAACGCUCAAAACGUGAAGAUACCGCCGACAUCGUUGAUGAGCACCAGAAGUAUCCCAAUGGCACCCACCCCUCCAGCGGCAAUGCCAAUGGUCGCGCCAAACGCAAGAGCAAGGACAAGGACAAGCCCUCUGUUGACAUAGCCAUCGAUCCUCCGCUCUCAAAACCCGACCUACCGGUAGCAAAUAUCACGAUGGACUUGGCAGAACCCGACGAACAAGACGGCGUUACUCGCUGCGUGUGCGGCAGCACCGGCGAGGACGAUCCAGAUGCCGGGGAGUUCAUGGUCCAAUGCGAGACAUGCAAUGCAUGGCAGCAUGGUCUGUGUAUGGGCUUCGAGGCUGAAGAGCAACUCCCCGAGGAUGAUUAUCAUUGCGAGCAGUGUAGACCCGAUCUACAUGUCGAUCUUCUAAAGUGCGCCUACAAAGCUAUCCAUCCCUUCGCGUCUAAUGUAGUCUGCGCGCGCCAUAGGAGACUUGCAAAGCGGGCCCGCCACUCUUCGACGGCCUCCCACCACACUUCUACCCUCGCAGCUCGUGCUUCUCGAUCACACUCUCCCAAUAUGCUUCUCAAACCCGCCAAGCGGCGGAACACGAUGAACAGCAGAGACGCCGCAUACGAUGAGAGUCUCAAGGAAAUCAUGGAGGCCACCGCUGCCGAGGCGGCUGCCCUCAAUCAGCCUUCCGCGUCUGUCAACGGGAGCGUCAAUGGGCAUGUGGAAGACGAACAGCCCGCGGUCGCAGUCAAUGGAAGGAAAAAGCGGAAGCGAGGAGAAGACGACGCCGAGUCCGUCAAGCGCAUCAGGUCCGCCUCAACGACGUCUGAUCAACCGCGUACGAUGGCCGCGGCGCGCGAGGAGAUACCAGCCAGUGCUCCAAGCAAAUCGGCCAUGCCAGCACCUCCAGCAAAGGCUAGCAGUUCGCGGAACAGACGGGGAGGCCGAAAAUCUGCUGUACAAGCGCAAGACGUAGGUUUGGCAGAGGGCGAGGAAGGUGGUGGCGCGACCCCUCAAAAUCGACGCACCAACAAUAGCCGAGCUAAAGGUGGAACCGCUGCGGCAAAGCGUGGACAGGCGGCUGGAAAUGCGGCACACGAUCACAGUACGAGGCGCAAUAACCAAUCCGCCCCUGCCAAUGGUCAAGGCCCCAGCACGCAUGCUGCGCCCUCGAACUCGCGUGCACAUCACACUUCCCACGCGUACGUGGUAUCCCAACAGGCGUUGUAUACUUCGUGGGGCCUCCCAGAUUAUCUUCUUCAUCUCGAACACAUACUGCCUUCGGCUGUCCCUCGGCCGUUGCAGGUGUGUGGUUCAGGAUUACAUGCCAAUGGGAGACAAGCCCUGGAACGAGUGGCGGAGAGGGGGGCAAGAGUAAAGUGGCCGGCCAAGAGGACGAGUCUAACAGACAUGAACAAGCGUGUGCGGACUCUCGUAGAAUGGGUCGGCAGGGAGCAGGCCAACUCAUUGGAACGAGGUCGGCGGAGGGAAAAGUUAGACGCAUCUUUGAGGGAAACUGGGCAUGCCGACGUCGUGCUCAGUGGUGAAUUUGGCAUGGGUGAUGUAGUGGGACGUGUUGCCGACGGAAGCACGCAGAUAGCCCUAGACGACGGACAACAACUUGCUACAUCGCCCAUUCAGGAGAGACUUCCUUCUGCACCGAAGCGGGUGCCGUCAGGAUCCGAGGGAGAGUCAACGAUGAGGAUGAUGGAGGAGCUCAUGUCUGAACUAAUAUCUUUCCAGGAGCGUUUUGGACGGGCCUAG